AUGGCGCAACCGGCUAAACGCGCGAAGUACGCGGCCAAGGACUUGGCGACGAAAGUAAAAAUACUAAAAGCACUGAAGGACGGCGCUUCCAGAGAACAAGUGAUGCGACAGUUCGACGUGAAAAGAAGCACCCUGUCGACGUACGUGAAGAACGAAGCCCAAAUAAUGGAAGCUUUUCAGGGCGAGAAGGUCCACGCCGGUCGGAAGCGUUUACGAACGGCAGCCCACCCACAAUUGGAGGAAGCAUUGUUGCAGUGGAUAGCUGCCGCACGUGACUCGAAGCUGCCGUUGAGCGGGCCCCUUAUCUGCGCGCAAGCAGAGAGGUAUGCCCUCCGGAUGAAUAUUAUCGAUUCGUUCAAGGUGUCAGAGGGCUGGCUUGCGCAUUUUAAAGACCGGCAUGGUCUUGUGUUUAAGACCGUAUGCGGGGAGAGGGGCGAGGUGGACGAACAAGUCGUCAAAGAUUGGCAAAACGUGCAACUUAAAGAGCACGUGGCAGCCUACGACCCGAACGACGUCUGCAACGCUGACGAGACGGCACUCUUUUUUAAAGCGCUGCCAGAUAAGACAAUUACGUUUAAAGGGGACCCUUGCACUGGCGGCAAAAGGAGCAAGGAGCGGGUGACGGUACUGCUGGCUGCAAACAUGACGGGCACGGAGCGCCUUCCACUUCUCGUCAUCGGGAAGGCGCUGAAACUGAGAUGUUUUUACAACAACAAACACCUCCCUGUCGAAUACCGGGCCAAUCGGAAAGCGUGGAUGACGUCGAAAAUCUUUCGUACCUGGCUGCAAGAUCUGGACCGACGCUUCAGCGCCAAGAAACGCAAGGUGCUGCUCGUAGUAGACAAUUGCAGCGCACACUGCAACAUUUCAAAUCUGGAGGCAAUAAGGCUUGUGUUCCUUCCUCCCAACACCACGGCAGCUCUGCAGCCGAUGGAUCAGGGAAUCAUCCAGUAUGUUAAGAAACGGUAUCGCACUCAAGUGUUGGAGCGCAUGCUUCUCUGCAUGGACCGGGAGCAGCAGUACAACAUCACUCUUUUGAGUGCGAUCCAUAUUUUGGCGCACGUGUGGACAAACACGCCGGCAGAAGUGGUGGCGAACUGUUUUAAACACAGUGGAUUUGUGCGGCCCGAGACUUGUGAAAGCCCGCAGCCCGCAGUGCAAGAAGAAGAGGGGGACGAUAUCGCAUUCGCUGGCCUGCUUCCCUCCAAAGUUCAGCUUGCGGAUUACGUUGCGAUUGAUGACGGCGUUGCCCUCGCUGGCCAGUUAACAGACGAUGACAUCAUCAGCGGAGCACUCGGUGCGGCGGAUGAGGCGUCCGAUGAGGACGACCCGUGCGGUGAGCUACGCCCUGUGCGUCGUACUGCGAAAGAAGCCGCGGACGCUCUCGCUGUUCUAGAGGAGUUCUGCUACGAUGUUCCAGGCAAUACCCUCGCGCUGGAGGGAUUGUUGCAUGCCCGCAAGCUAGUGCUUUCCGCCCAGCUGGCCGCGAAAAAACAAACGAGCAUCACUGACUUCUUCACAAAGUAA
Molecule: messenger RNA, 1527 nt
Organism: Dermacentor silvarum
Lineage: Eukaryota; Metazoa; Arthropoda; Arachnida; Ixodida; Ixodidae
Product: tigger transposable element-derived protein 4
Exons: 1
Coding region: 1-1527 (508 amino acids)
Cellular component (GO): nucleus
Molecular function (GO): DNA binding
Source: RefSeq, a predicted model, not a curated record